AUGUCUUCCAUUACUCCGUGUUUUAUUCGUCAGUUUUCCUGUACCGAAGAAUUAAAUAGUAAAAUGACUUUCUCUAAACUAGUUACUAAAGAAUGUGGUGAAACGGAAGCCAAGUUGCUCGAUUUUGUUAAAAUUAAAAAUUUACAAUUGUUAGAACUGACGUGGAAAAAGAAAAACAAUGAUGAACAAGAAUUGAAAUCAAUGAUAUUAGAAGCGUAUGAUUUUAUGGAAGAUGAUGAUCUAAAGCAUUAUGUAUUUUAUCAUUGUGGAACAAGCUCAGAAACGACUGAAUCAUCAUUAGGUAGUGGCAAAGAACGAUUGAGAAAACGAUCAGCCCAGUCCUCGAUGACAACAACAACUUUUUUAAAAGUUAAAAAACAAAAGUUUUUCAUUGCAGAUAGCAACUUAAGUAGGAGUCAACUAUCGUUUUCUGAUGAUGACAAUGAUUUAAGUUACGAUGAUGAGCUAGAUGAAGCUACAAUGAUGCAUGAAAUUGUUAUGCGAAAACGAAUGGAGUAUUUUCUAACAAAACAUUUAAAAAUUCAAGAUGCAUUUAUAUCAAAAUUAGAAACGGAAAUGUUAUACAGAUUUUGUCUACAUAUGGAACAAUUGUAUGCGUUUUUUAAGUUCGUUCGACAUAACGAAAAACAUUUUGAAAAUUUGAAAGCUGUUCAUUAG
This is a messenger RNA of Didymodactylos carnosus, 678 nucleotides long. Lineage: Eukaryota; Metazoa; Rotifera; Eurotatoria; Philodinida; Philodinidae. The record is from the annotation of a GenBank genome assembly.